This is a messenger RNA of Rattus norvegicus (Norway rat), 4045 nucleotides long. Lineage: Eukaryota; Metazoa; Chordata; Mammalia; Rodentia; Muridae. The record is from RefSeq and is a predicted model, not a curated record.
GCCAGCACGAUGGUCCUACACAUUUCAGACCCUCUCCUUCAUGAGCCGGCUGAAAGUGCAGUUGGAGCCCACCCCAGGGAGACUCCUGCAGGCAGACACGUCUGUGAGGGUCUUUGAGAGAUCUGUGUACAGUGACAGGUUUACUGACUGUCUCCUGCACUCAAGCUCCAGGCUCAGCUCCAGGGCAACACCAGAGAACACAGCCGUCGUCCCUGUUCCCUGAGAAUGCUACUUCACCAAGGACUACAUACAUACUCACAAGUGUGGUGUGUGUUCCAGAGGACAGUGACUUCAGGGAAGAAGAAAUAGAAGUAACAAAAACAUCAGUGUGGCAUUAGAUCAAAGCUCAGGGUUGCUAGGUCCUUCAGCCUUGUUCUACGUGCAACUCCCCAUCCCCUUCUCUUUACCCCCCCCCCUUCUGCCCAUCACUACCAGCUAUGGAGAAACAGGGCAAGCACCUACCUCAGGAGAGGCAAAGGCCCCCUUUAUAGGCUUAGUCAUUUUUGUUUGCAAGAUGUAAGUUCGUCUAAUAUUGUCUGUGGAGAAGCUGGCAACACUGUUUAAUUCUUGUCACCCUCAGUGAGCUUUAGCUAAAACAUUCUAGUCUGGGCAAGUUCACUUUUGGAGUUUGCAAAUGAGCUACUUUGUGGCCUAGGAAAAACAGUUCCGAUGGCUUGGAGCUGUGGGCUACUGAGUGGCAAUCACCGUCCUGAGCACUUGACAAACAUGAUCUGCAGUUGUCACUCCAUGUGUUGUGAGGCGCUGUAUCUUCCCAAGGCAACAUGGGCUGUGGAAGCUGCAACUGGGAUCAGACUCUGCAGAGUCAUUUUAAAGCCACUCUCUUAAAAAUGACACAGCUUUGCAGUUUGCACUUCCCUGAGCCAGUCACACAGGAGUUUGGUUUUCAGUUUUUCAGAAGUGGCCAGUUGCUGACUGUUGCUUUAAAAACUGGGGUUCAUCGUUGCUGAUGUAAAUUUUGUUUUGUAUCAAGCUUUAAAAGCAGAAUUGACCCUUUCUGAAGCCAUGGUUUAUAUACAGCUCUGAUUUCUCAAUUUAUCAGAUCCUCCUUUUCUUGUGCAAGUAAGCAAAGAGGGAAGUUAGUUUGAUAAUCAGCAUUAGCCUUGUUUGAUCUGAGUGGAAGCUCAGCAGAGGAAGCUAGGUUCCUAUAUGCUCUGGAGGGGAGGUUGCUCUCUUUGUCCUACUGAAGCCAGCUCCAGAGUUGACACCACAGGAAGAUCACUCCCUUGCUUCUCAGCCACAAAGCAGGAUGGCUCAGCAGCUGAAGACUCAACAGCCCUCACUCAAAAUUCUUGAAAUUCUCACUCGAAGGGUGGUUUUACCCUGCGUUCACUUGGGUUUGGUUUGGAGUCUUGCUGUAGUAAUGAGGAAAUCUCAAAGGUUCAGGCCUAUGCACAUGCUGUGUGUCUUGGUGUAUUAGUCAGAGUUUCUGUUCCUGCCCAAACAUCAUAACCAAGAAGCAAGUUGGGGAGGAAAAGGUUUAUUCAGCUUACACUUCCACAUUGCUAUUCAUCACCAAAGGAAGUCAGAACUGGAACUCAAGCAGGUCAGGAAGCAGGAGCUGAUGCAGAGGCCAUGGAGGGAUGUUAACAUACUGGCUUGCUUUCCCUGGCUUGCUCAGCUUGCUCUCUUAUAGAAACCAAGACCACCAGUCCAGGGACGGCACCACCCACAAUGGGCUGGGUCCUUCCACCUUGACCACUAGUUGAGAAAAUGCCCUACAGCUGGGUCUCGUGAAGGCAUUUCCACAAAUGAGGCUCCUUUUCUGUGAUAACUCAGCUUGUGUCAAGUUGACACACAAAACUAGCCAGUACACUUGCCUAGAGUCCUUUUCCUUAUAAUGGGUUACUCUGUGUGUGUGUGUGUGUGUGUGUGUGUGUGUGUGUGUGUGUGUGUGAGAGAGAGAGAGAGAGAGAGAGACAGAGAGAGAGAGACAGAGACAGAGACAGAGACAGAGAGACAGAGAGAGACAGAGAGAGAAAGAAGAAGAAGAAGGAGGAGGAGGAGGAGGAAGAAGAGGGGGAGGGAGGGAGGAAGGGAGGGAGGGAUGUGGCAUGGCCUGUGUCAGGUGCUGUUUGAGUAGGGUGGGAGCUGUAGAAUGAGAAUUCAGAUUUCCAGGGCUGGAAAGACGGUCUAGCAGUUAAGAGCAUUUGCUUCUCUUAUAGAAGAGCCAAAGUUCAUUCUCAAUACCCAAAUCAAAUGGCUCAGCUUCCUGUAUGUCCAGCCCAAAGAAUACAAUGGCCUCUUCUGGUCUCCACAAACAUCCUCAUGUACUUACACAAGCCCACACACAAACAUACAUACACACACACACACACACACACACACACACACACACACAAACAAUAAAAAUACAUUUUUUAAACUUUGUAUUGGUUUUUCGUGAGUUUCACAUCAUGCACCCCAGUCCCACUCAUCUCACCGUCCCAUUGUAUCUGCCCUCCACACUUGCAACCUCCCCUCCCAAAAGAAAACACACAAACAAAAACAAUAAAUAAAACAGAGCAUAGAAAACAUCAUGGAAGCUGUAGUGUGCCACAGCAUAUCCCAUGGUAUACCUCUCUGUCCACACAUCUUCACUGUAAAUGUUUAUUGCAAUGAGUCAUUGGUCUGGUUUGAGGUCUCUGGCUUCUGUCAUACCAUCAAUAUUGGGUCCUCACUGGGACUCCUUCUAGUUAUCCUGUUGCUACCCUGUGCCAUGGAGACCAGCCCUUUCACACACUCCCAACAGAUAAUGGGGUGGGCAAACUCAAAUCCCUGGGUCUGGGCAUGGGUGGUAGCUGAGCAGAUCAGCCUGCUGGCCCUCCCACAUCUGCACCUCCCUGAGGCUCUCCAGCCCUGCUCAGGUUAGGCCACCCAGUGCUGCCAUCAGCAGGAGGCAGGGUCAGCUUUCCUACUGCCAUGCCCUCAGAGCCAGCUCCAUGGUGCCAUCCAGGCAAGCGCGAGGCCCACUCUCCCAAGGGCUGGGACAGCUGUCCAGCUCAUACCCAUCAGGACAGCUCCACUGUGCUGCUCUGGCAAGGCAAGACCAGCUCUUCUGCUCUCAUGGCCUCGAGGACAGCUCUCCCAACUACUGCAGGUAUAUCUUUGCGAAGAAUCUGUUUGAAAAUGGCUCCCUCAGUGACGUCGAAUGGCACAUCUAUCAGGACUGGCACUCCUUCCUCCUGCAGGAGUUUGAAGACCGGCUUUUGUUACAUGGCUUCAUCUACCUCCAGGCUUCUCCCCAGGUUUGCAUGGAAAGACUGUGUCAGAGGGGCAGAGAAGAAGAGAAAGGGAUUGAGUUGGCCUAUCUUAAACAGCUACAUGGGCAACAUGAAGACUGGUUUAUUAACAAGACUACCAAGCUCCACUUCGAGGCUCUGCGGCAUGUGCCGGUGCUGGUGUUGAACAUCAGUGAGGAUUUCUCUGAAAAUGCCGCCAAACAAGAAGAGCUCAUGGGGCAGGUGAGCAGAGCCUGGCUUCUCCUGGUUCCCAGUGCAGAGCUCUCGUCUUCCUGGUCUCUGUGUCAGGCCUUGUUACUUUGUACUUCAAAUUGCAUUUCAUACUCCAGAACCCUGAGAUCAUAGGCAAAUUACAGGUAAAAUUCCCAGCUCUGAAGUACACUGGAUUAGAAUGUCAGUUAGGUGACUCUUAGCAUGUGUGGGCCAGCUGACCCCUCCUGUAAGGUGUUGGAAAGUGAGGGACAGGAGGCACUGGGGCUCUGUUCCCAGCUUCCACUCCCUGCUGUCAUGGGACUGGAGUCACAUACCCUGAGGGAAGCACUGAGACUGCAGUGUAACAUUAGCUCUCCUUUCCCUGCAGGUAAACACCUUCAUGAGGAACCUGUAAGCAAUAGGUAGACAUCUUGACUGUAGUCUGGGCUCUGACUUUCAAUGUUGACCUGCCAUCCAUCCCAUUAUACACAUCUCCUCAACCCUCAUGCACCCCCACACUUGGACUGUGCUGUCUUCAUACUGCCAUUGCCUUUUUUUUUUUUUUAAUAAUCUCAAGCACUUUAAAAAUAAAGCUGACUUUGCUAUUUUUCUAA